Messenger RNA from Spodoptera littoralis (African cotton leafworm), 3174 nucleotides. The record is from the annotation of a GenBank genome assembly. NCBI's taxonomy places the organism in Eukaryota, Metazoa, Arthropoda, Insecta, Lepidoptera, Noctuidae.
AUGGCGGUCACAUUACUACGAGUGUUGGUGCUGGGUGUGAUCGCGGCGGCUGCCGACGAUGUGCCGAUAACGUGGUUGUCGUCACCGCGCGCGUCCGUGCCGUGCGUGGUGCCGGACGCGGGCCGGAUCCCGGCGCGACGGCCCCCACCCCCCCUCGAGGCUGAAGACAAGCCCCGACCGAAGCCCUACGUCUGGAAGAAGGGCGAUGAAGAUGUUAAACGGGUACUAAGUAAUGGUACUCUUGAAGUGUCGAAGAAGAAGGAUGGGAGCUCCGAGGGAGUUUACCAGUGCACCGUCAGGCACCAUGCUGGCCUGGUGCUCGGGUAUCCCGUCCACGUCAAAUUUGCAUAUUUAGACAAGCAGUUCUCGGUGCAUCCCGAGAAUGCGACGGUGUGGCGAGGCCAGCCGACCGUGCUGAACUGCGCCAUCAGCUCAGGGCCUGACGCCACCCUCUCCUGGCAGAAGGAUGGAGAACCUCUGCCUGAUAGUAAUAGAUAUCAUUUACUAAAUAACCAACUACUAAUCACGGAUGUGACAGAUGAAGAUGCAGGAUUGUACAGAUGUAAAGCAACGAACUCUCACGCGAACAGAACGAGAGUCAGUCAUGGAGGUAGACUGCAAGUUGAGGAGUACCCUGCAGACCUGGAGCCUGGGAUGCUCCAGGUCCAUGACCAGAGGGACAUAGCUGUUCCAGCAGGCGGGACCUUGGUGAUGCCAUGUCCUGUUACUGGAUGGCCACGGCCAAGACUAAUAUGGCAGUUCUCUCAGCCUGGCGAGAGGACGAGUGAGCUGGAGGAGACGGAUGAGGUCCUCAUACGGAAGCAUGUGGACCUGCAGCAGGAGGGAGUUUACACCUGCAGUGUUGAAGGCAAUAGUGAUCUGUUCAAGACCUUCAACGUAACCAUCACAGAACCAGUCAAGAUCACGGUGCCACCCAUCUCGAAGCAGACCAUCAGAGCUGGCACCGUCCGGUUCAACUGCACCGCUGUUGGGAGACCAGCCCCCACUGUCACCUGGUACAAGGAUGGAAAGCCGCUUGUAGUGGCUGGGAGGAUCGUGGUGUUACCAUCGACAGAUGGGAAGCGUAUGGAACUUCUCAUCAGGAGUCUCACAUCUGAAGAUGCUGGUGUAUACCAAUGCUUCGCCCAGAACCCUACGUCAUCAGCCUCAGCGUGGGCUACCCUGAACGUGACAGGGGCGGGUGCUGCAGCUCCCACGGGCGUGCAAUGUUGGCCGGCCGGCGCCCGGGCCGUCGCUGUGCGCUGGCCCAAGGUCAACGCUGAUGUCAUGGCUUAUACCGUGCAGAUUACCACGCCAGGUGGCAAUUCAUUACCCGGGCAGCCAGUUAUCGGCAUCGAGGAGAUCAUCUCUGUUGCGGAACCACUGACACCUUACGGAUUCCAGGUUCGUGCUUACAUCAAGUCAUCAUCAACGAACAAGAAUGUCGCGAGUGACAUAUCUGAGAGCGUCACGUGUCAGGGACAAGGGGUACCAAUAAAACUGGCUCGCCAAGGAGACGACAUCAUAGUAUCUUGGAAGCAGUUCGCAGACCAGACUCCUGGCGUGCUGCAGUGGAUCUUGCAGUAUAAGGCGGAGAACAGCACUGAUGAACAUAACGUCACCUUGGAUAAGGGCGUCACCAAUCAUACCAUCAAAGUGCCAUCAGAAGAACCGCUGCAAGUCCGAGUGUUGGGUACGAGGCUGGUGCCGUGGCUGCACCAGAACCUGACGCUGGUGCCGUGGACGUCCACCACCAUCGCCAUUAAUGCUCCCGACGGCGGAGAGGUGACAGCGGUUCCUGAGGAUGUAGAAGUGACGAACGUUCGUCCGCGGGAGUUCACGGUGCGGUGGCGCUGCGAGGAGUCGGAGCUGUCUCUGGAGACCUACACCUACAUGGUGUGCAUCAGGAAGGUGGAUGGGAAUGAGGAGUGCAUGGAGAGUCGCAGCAAGUCAAUACGCAUAGACAAGUUGUCCCCGAGUACGGAGUACGAAGUUCGAGUCCAGGCUCGCAUACCAGCGCGGAUGGCCGUCGGAGAGUUCUCCACACCUGUACAUAUUUGGACACAGGGCGAGGGAACAGAUCGCUUCCAAGACCUGACGUACAAGAUGAUGAACACGUCCACUCUCCGUGUCUCCUGGAACAGUGUCCCUGACAAGUAUACCAUCCAGUACAGCAAUGAGCUGACUCUGCCCCUCCACCAAUGGACCAGUGUUGAUACCGUGGGCAAUACCGUUUUGUUGACUGGCGUGGACCUGACAAAAGAGUUGUACGUGAUGGUGACGGGAUACGAACCUCUUGGGCGCAGCCAGAUCCUGAAGAUACCUGCACUAGUGCCUGAAGCCAAGGAUUUGCAGUAUUGGUACACCCCGACGGGUGUACAGGUGACCUGGAAGGGCCAGGGUCCACGCAUGGUGCGCUACUCGCAGAACCUCACUCAGUCGCUUGACCUCUGGCUCACCAUCAACGUCACCACUAACAGCGUACAUAUCUCAGGCCUUGAACCUGAGCAAUCAACGUACGUGAUGGUGAUACUCCCAGGGCCCAACCCUCGCAGUCAAGUGCUGACCAUUCCACCGCGGCCACCAGACCAGUCGCAAUACUAUCUGAGUAUCGGUAUUGGCUGUGGAGUGGUUCUGAUCUGCGUGUUGGCGGCUGCAGCAGUGUGCAUAUGGAGACGGAGGAAGAGGUCCCAUUCUCCUGUCAGGUCCCGCCGACGCAACCUAUCGUCAAAUGACGGCAACGAAGAAGAGGGCGCAGAAAUGAAGAACAUCGGUAACCGCCUCGCCAACGGAGGAGGAUCCAAGGAUGCUGGAGAACCUCUACUCAACGGUCACGUUCAUAUUACUGAGAAUCCUAACCAGUCGAAGACGCCGAACGGUCGCAUGCGCAAGGGCCGUCGCUACGAGGCUGCGUUCGACGUGGCUCGCUACGAGGACCCCGACACCACUCUGGAGACAGUCCUCGACCCUGACACCUCCGCCUCCACCACCUUCAACCUCCUCGACACCUCCCGGAGGCCGGAGUACGAGGUCUCGCGGUCCUCCAGGGACCUCAGCGCUAACAACUCGUUCAACAAACUCCCUGACGACAACAUGAACUCCGAACUCACGCGAAGCACCGACUUCCAACUAGACAACAGCAAAAUUCUCCCCACGCUCCAACCUAACGGUUGA